GUGCAAUUGUAUCGCGAAUAAAAUGGGAGCAUGAUGUAUCUAUACUCGUGGAUAUUUGUUUUUCUUUCAACUCUCACAAACAUAGCUUGUGAAACGACAGUUGCCCCUAGUGUGUGUACCACACCCCUGACAGCAACAUUGAGGGAUGACCAGUUUUCAUCCUCUUCUUUCUACGACGACGAACAUAAUGCAACUGCCGCGCGAUUUAGCCAAGGUGGUUGGAUGGCAAAAGAUAAACGUGCAGACUAUGAAUAUGUGCGCAUUAACUUUGAUGGACAGUGGGAAAUUACCGCCAUGGAAUUCAAACGUAGAGGGUCGGGAUACUAUUCACAUUCUUCUUUAAGGCUCACGUACAGCUCCGACGGAUAUGUGUGGACUGUCUACAACUCCCAGUUUUCAUCACGAAUACUUGGAGAGGACUUCAAACAAGAAGGAUCCUAUUCGACUAAAGUCUUAUUUUAUCCAACAAUACAGGCACAAUACAUCGCUUUUCACCCUAAAGAUUACGCGGUUCUCGCUGUCGAGUUGUACGGAUGUGAACUGCGGGAUUCGCAAUCGGCUACAAGCAGUCCAACUCACGUUGACAACUUAAUCGAUAUCGACAGUACAUGGACAGUGAGCCAGAGCCCUUUUUUGAUCAAUAGCCCCGUAACAGUAAAACCAGGAGUAACAUUGGACGUCCAGGCUGGCGUAGAUAUUGUAUUUACGUCAAUCAACUCUUCCAUUGAAGUUCUUGGCACAAUGGCUACGCACGGGGUGCCCGGAUUGACUGUUCUAUUGACCUCCAGCAACCCCGUUGUUUGGCAGCCUUCACAGUGGAAGAGCGUCAAGCAGGGUACAGGAGGGAAUCUCAACAUUCAACAUACUGUCAUUCGGCAAGGAAACUAUUGUGUGCAUGGAAACGGAAGUAGAACGCUUAUUUCUAGUUCGGAUAUCACAUUUUGCGAUGUAGGAAUAACUUUAUUUGGCGGCAACGACAAUGAAAGUGCUCAUGAAAGUGCAGUUGUUUAUACAAAUGUCAUUUACAGCGGCAGCGGUUUGAGAAUAUACAGAAGAUAUAAUAAUAGCUACUUUUCUGUGAGAAGUUCAAACUUCGAACAUAAUAAUAACGACGGGAUACAGAUAUUGAAUUUUGAAAAUGACGAACAACCCGAUUUGGGAACCGAUUUGAGAAUUGUUAACUGUUCUAUAAGUUUCAAUAGCAGACAUGGAUUAUAUCAUGACGAUAAAAUACCAAUAACACUUUCUGUUGAACUGUCAAAGGUUCAAAACAACAAACAACGGGGUGUAUUUUUCGAAAAUAAUUACAGAAUUAAGUCUAACUUCAAAAUCAACAUUAUGAGUACUAUAUUUGAAACCAAUAGGGAAGGUGGUUUUAAAUUUUAUUGCUUUUAUUGUGCAUCUUUCACUUUUAGAGCCGUAAAUGCUACCUUCUUGUCACACGACAGCCAGGCUGUCGAAAUUUAUAACUAUUUCUACCCGGAUACUUAUAGAGAUGAAAAACAAUCACUGGAAAUAAGAAACUGUAAAUUUACAGAAAACAAAAAGGAUUUGGAACUGCGUUUAUAUCCAUCGGGUAUUGUCAAUGUUCUAAACAGUCGAUUCACAGCUUCUUCCUUAAGUGCGGUUGACAUUAAAAUGUCUUCUGAUGCCAAGAUCAUCGGUUAUGUACUGAUAUCCGGAAAUAUGUUCGAUGGCAUCUUUGGUGAAAGUUACUCCGUCAAGUCAACGAUCAAAGUAGACAACGCACUGUCAAAAAUUGUUUUCAACAGUUUUACUAAUACUUCGACGCCAAACAUAUUGCAUAUUGGGUCAGGUUUCAACCAUACCAUCUCUCAUAACAGAUUUAUCAACAGUUCAAAAUCAACGUGCUUUGUAACAACAGGGCAGCUAUUUCACCCAACACAGGCGAUAUAUGCUGAUUAUAAUUACUGGGGAUCAAGAGACGAAAAUGUAAUCCGACAAAAGAAAUGUGAUUUCUUCAUUAAUUCAAAACUGGCCGUCAUCAAUGUUUCAUUUUACUUCUUGGCUGAACAGUUAACGGAUGAACAAAGCUCUGAGAAUUUGGAACUAUUCAAAGAAGCAAAUGCGGUUGGUGGAGAAAAUGUGACUGUCAUAGGUGGGGUUGUAAAACAGAAUACAAGCAUUGUAGGCUUUGACGGAAAUAUCAUGUUGAAUAGAAGCAUCAUAGUUUUGGAAGGUGCCAGACUUGCCUUAGGCAAUGUCAGUGUUUUAGUUGCAAGUGAAAGAGGAAUAGUAGUAUACGGGAGGCUCGAAGACGAAUUUGAAAAAGCGAAUGAACACAAAUUUUUUAGUAUUGACAGCAGUUGGAACGGCUUUUCGCUCUAUAACGCAUCUUUGAGAAUAUCAAACGUAAACAUAAACGGUACGCAAACGUCCUUUAACCUGUUUGGUAAAUGCGAGGUAGGACUGGACCGUAUCAAGGCAGAAGAUAGUUCUCAAGAAAGUUUUAUGUAUGUACACGACGUUGACAACUCAUCAAUCACUAUUGCAAAUACUUUGGUGAAAGUGAAAAAACACAUGUUGCACUUACGUGAGGAUUCGACGACAAAGGCAAUGUCUGUUGACUUGCAAUUAUUAAACAGUACUUUUGCAAAUGCCGACCGAUACAAUACUCUUCUAUAUAUACGAUGUUGCUCUUGUCACUUAAGAAUAAUUGCUGUUGGUUGUAACUUUGCAUCGAUGUAUGAGGACACAGUCUAUUUGCACACAUUAACGUUGAAUAUGAACGCAAACGGCAACGUUUUUGGGAGAGGAAAAACAAACCUGGAUUUUCAAACUUGUCAACACGAUAACACAAGCCGAGAGGUCAACAUCACAAACAACGUGUUUAUGUCGUCAUCAGCUGGAACAAAUAUUUUCUUACAUCGGCAGUAUGGUGACAGUAACAGGGCAAAUCAUGUGUUUAAUAUCGUUGGAAACAAAGGAACACAUUCCGGUUUAGCUCUUCGAAGUUUUUUGAAAAGCGAUAGCUAUUGGUAUGGUCAUCGACAUGACCUCUUUCUGAGCUCUAAUACAUUUGAAGAAUUCACAAAGAGUGUCCUUGAAAUAAGCUCUUUUUUUCAGAAUAUAACGAUUGAGAAAAAUAUUUUUGUGAAUAAUCAAAGAUGCUUAUUUUACACUGGGCAACACCAAGAUACAUUUAAGUCAUUUGAAGUAAAAAAUAAUAGUUUUUUCAAUAACUCCGACAACGAAGGAAUUGUUCAUAUAUCAAGCAACGAUUUUCGCAUUGGAGAGGCCAAAAUGCAACUAAACUCAUUUUAUAAUAACACAGGUGUAAUCAUAGCGAUGAAGCCAACUGAUAUAAGUUUGAAUUUCAACGUUUUUGAAAACCCGAUGUCAAUAUACAAUUUAAAGGCUAUAGGAAUGUCCGAGGCUGUUCUGAAUGCAUCGUACAAUUUCUGGGACUCAUUGGAUAAACGACUAAUUUCAAACACAAUUUACGAUAUGAGUGACGAUAGAGAACUUUUCAGUGUGACGUUUGAGCCAUAUCUUGCAUCUGAAAAUGUAUCUGAUGUAUAUGAAGAUGUUCAGGAAAACAACUUUGUUAAUGAAAAUGUUAUUGGUGGCAAAGUUGGAGGGAAUGUGACAUUAUCAUUGGUCGACAGCCCCUAUAUUCUUGCUUUCGAUGUCGACGUAGGUAUAAAUGAUACCCUAACAAUUGAUCCAGGAGUGAAAAUAGGAGUGAAGGAGAAUCGACACAUAAACAUUUUCGGAACACUUACCAUACGUGGCACAACCGACUCGCCCGUUGUCAUGGUAUCCGAGCAAAACGAUGUAUUUUGGCGAGGUUUGACUAUUCAACCUAGUUCAGUAACAUCCAUUGAACAUCUACGUAUGAAUGCAACGAUGACUGGUUUUACUGUGCAUGAAGCCUCGGUGUAUCUGAGAAACAUUUCAUCUACAUACUCACAGUCUGCUGGGAUCUCAUUUAUAGUGUCCAACGAACUCGAAACAGACGACUUUGGUGAUGUGUCGGAAGUGUUCGUAUCCAACAAUAAACUAGGCUUAAAAAUUCAAGGAACGACAACAAAUUCGAAAUCACUUGCCAUCCGAAAGUGUGUUGUUACUGACAACAAUGGAACUGGUAUUGCGGUGGAAUCGGAUGUAAGCAUUAUUAUAUCGAAUUGCUUUAUUGCGCACAAUAAUGAGAAAGGUGUUUACAUUAAACAGGAUAGAGGAGGGCAUUUUUUAAUGAAUGAAAGCACCAUUUUUAACCACUCUCGCAAGGCGAUUGAAGGUUAUCUACAUGGAGACAUAACCCUGGACAACUGCAUUAUAAAAGGUCAUAAAUGCGGUUAUUUUGAUUAUCGUCAACGUUGGAUAUCUCUACCAUCGGUGUUACUACAGGAAAUGUACUCGACUGUGUCGCAUACUAUACGAUUGCUAAGCACGCGCUUUGAAAAUAAUUUAGAUGAAGGCGUCCUUUUAGAUUUUCAAGGUUCUGAAGUGGAAGUAAUUGUUAAUAAUAACACAUUUGUGGGUGGAAAUCGGACACUCAUGUUUCAAGGAUCACGUUUUUGGCGAAGCAGUUAUACAAUGAAGUUUAUAAAUAAUACAAUUGAAAAUAACGUUUUGUAUAGCGACAUUAGCGCAUUCCUUACCGUUGAUCAUACACUUUUAAAAGAGGGCUUUAUCACAGAAAAUAUUUUUAGGAAUAACAAAGGACCUAUAGGCGUAAAGAUAAAAGAGGAUACUGAGGAAAAUUGUGCAAAUAUUGCAAUAAAUCGGAAUACAUUCAUGGAUAACACUUUUGCCUCAAGUCAUAUUCAUUUACUUUCUACAUGCAAUGUUUCGUUGAACUUGAAUAUUUUCAAAGAAGAUGAAAACAGUUGUUUUCUUAAGGUCCCUGAAUUUGCUGAAUCAAAGUAUGUAAAUGCAACAUAUAACUAUUGGGGAACGUCGAAUUUAUCUGAUGCUGUGGAAAGAAUAUGUGGAUUUGAUAAGGACAUGCGUCAUUUAUAUGUCUUUUACCUACCUAUGUUCGAAGACGAGGGACUGCAGAGAUUGGUUCUUGGAGAGAACUUCAGCAAAGAUAAGUUACAUUCGAACGGUGGAUAUAUUGAGGAUGAUAUUGAGGUGUCUGGUGUACUGUCCAUCAGUCGCUCCAUAUUUGUGAAGACUGGAUCGAGUUUUCGUAUCAAACCAGGAUCUCGCCUGAUAUUUAAAGAAAAUAGAGGGAUAUACAUCAAAGGGAGUUUACAAGCGCUAUCAGACAACGUGAGCAUUACCUUCGAGAGUGAGGACACACAGAGACGAUGGUUUGGAAUAUAUUUUAACAACUCGGAAUCAGGGAGUAUUCCGUCAAACAUAGUCAACACACAUAUUAUGAACACUAAAUUCGGUUUAGCUAUAAGAAGUGGAGUAAAUGUGAGGAGGACCUUGAUAUCAAACUCGUCGUCCGAUUGUCUGACUAUUCUUUCAAGCGAUGGUGAAAAUGUAUUUGACUUUGAAAAUACAACGAUCGAGUUUUGUGACAAUGCUGGCAUAGCAAUAAAUUCUACACUAGAUGGGAAGGGCAAUACAAGAAUAAGGAAUGCAUGCAUUAAAAAUGCAUCCAUUGGCUUGAAUACUCAUACAGUUUACGCUGUAAACAUGACUUUGGAACAGUUAGAUUUUCGGCGUUGUAAGAAGGGACUGAUCAUCAAUUCUUACGCUGAAAAUGAUAAUACUACAGUAAGAAUUGUAGAGAACAAUUUUACCGAUAUACCUAGCAAUGUAUUGUUAUUAAACAUCCUACCGCCGAAAACAGUUGGAAACGGUGUGAACAAAACUUUUCAUAUUUCAUCGAAUUCAUUUUCAAACAGUUGUGGUAUUAAUAUUACCACUACAGCUGCAACGAUUGCAGCUUUUGCUAAUAAUUUAAUGAGGGAUUCGGAUUGCCUGUCAAACAACUAUUGCUUUUUCGAAGUGAAAUCCCUUAAUAGAACAUCAUUUGAUAUGACAGCAAAUCGUUUCGAAAACAUCAACAGUUCCUGUAUUGUUAAACUGGGAGACGGUGAUCACCUGCGAGGGAAAUUUAUUUAUAAUCAGCUGCGUAACAAUUUUGCUUCUACAAGUACGGUGGUCGCUGAUACUUAUGACUAUGACAUUUUCCACAACUUCUUUGACAACCCAUCAUCUGUAUUUGAAGUUUUGACAACACUUCAAGGUUCAAGUUAUCUAAACGUAACAAAGAAUUGGUGGGGAAGGCCAGACGAGACGUAUGUUUACCACAGAAUACACGACAAGAGUGGUGAUUCAACUUUGAUAAGAUUUAAUGUGACCCCGGUACUGACAGAGAGGGAAUUCGAUUGUCAUAAUGUCAAUAACUGUAGCGAAAACGGGGCCUGUGCUGGUCCCGACUAUUGUAGCUGCAUAUCAGGCUGGACUGGUGUUUCUUGUUCCCAACACAGCUGUAGUGAAUUAAACAACUGCUAUGGAAAUGGCGUUUGUGUUGGGCCAAAUGACUGUUCUUGUGCGCAUGGUUGGACUGGAAAGUCGUGCAUUGAAGCUUCUUGUUUUAAUGUCGGAAACUGCUCAGAUCGCGGGAUAUGCAUCAGACCGGACGUGUGCCAAUGUGCGGCAACCUUUACUGGAACUGACUGCACUGAAUGUAAACCGUUCUAUUGGGGAUCCGAGUGUCGCCCUUGUCCUAACUGCCAUCAUGGAACGUGCGACAUGCACUCUGGCCUUUGCAACUGUGAAGGGGAUAACUGGGCCGGUUACCUCUGUGACAAGUGCCAAGAGACAUUUUAUGGAGUAGACUGUAAGCCACUUAUGAAAGUACUUCAAACACUUCCAAGCACAGGCCUCGAUAAUGGCGGAUAUGAGGUGCAUAUUCGAGGUCAUAAUUUCCCACAGUCGAAUGACUAUUUUUGCAAAUUUGGAAGAACAGUAUCAAAUGGAACUUGGAUAGGACGGACCCAUGUUAUUUGUGCGGUACCAAAGCACGUCGAGGGGCGUGUAUAUAUUGAGGUAUCAAAGGACGGACAGGAUUAUACUGAUGACAAGGUAUCGUUCAAUUAUUACUCUACUUGCCCUUCUACCGCAUGUGGAAGAGAGCUGUCUCCUAGGCAUGGGCAAUGCUUAUUUGGGAAAUGUUCCUGCUUUCUCCCAUGGUACGGCAAUAAUUGUACUAUGAAGUUUCUUCCUCCAGUAAUCUUAGAACCAGACCAAAUGCAAACAAGCGAUGAAAGUGUUUUCAGUUACACAAAGAAAAUGACAAUUAUUCAAGGAGAUCUGCCGAUUCGUUGGUUACUACUUAAAGGUCCAGAAAGUAUGGACAUUGAAGAAACUUCUGGUCUCAUCAGUUGGGCUCCAGUGGUCGGAAGAGAUACUCCAUACGACAUAAAAAUACGUGCUGCGAAUAAUGUUGGGAGUGAUAUUGCGGACUUCUCAUUAAUGGUUUCCAUAAGCUACACGGCUGCUUUGCAAUCAAUUGAGCCAUCUGGAACUUUUCCUUCGCCCCGACCGGUCAGAAUAUUUGGGACAGUGUCACCGAAUGCCGCAAACAGGACAUUGCCAGUGACUUUAGUCGUUACGGGCGCUAGUACAUAUCGCCGGGAAGUGAUCAACGUUAUGACAAAUCUAAAUGAUCCUGGAACAUUUACUUGCAUCUACUACCCCUGGGCAGACGAUGUUGGAUCAUUUACUGUCACUGCACAUCACCCGGGAAGACUUGAUAUGUCAACUGGAAGUAUUUCCUGGUCUGUGCUUGGUAUGAAGUGUGACCCUGAUACUGUUCGGCUGACGCAAGAAAUCGAAAACCCUGAAGAUACAGUUUUAUUCCAAAAUGUGUCAUUUUUGACAAAUAGCGGAGAUGAUCCAUUGUACUUAAUUACUGCCGAGGUUAUAGACUUUCAAGACGUUUUUGUACAUGUAAAUGGCACCACGAAUACAUCUGAGCUUGUUAUUGAAAAGCUUGAUCCAAAAGAAGCGAUACACUUUGAUGUCAUUUUCAAGAAUGCUCGUCCAAUCCGUGGGAGUUUUCUUGUUGUAUUCUCUGCGAGAGAUGGAACACAAACUCGACUGAAAGUGUAUAUAACGGUCUCUAUUCAAAAACCAUUACUAAUCUUUAGUCCAUCGUCUGUUGAAGAGAAUGUCUUUAGAGGAACUCAGAAAAUACUUGACAUAAUAAUUACAAAUAAGGGACAAAUACCAGCAGACAAUAUCAGUGUUAGUUUGCCAAACGACCAAAGACUCUCAUUAGUUUCCAUUACUUCUAUUAAUUCGUCAACGGGGUCUUCUAUUGGAAUAACAGUAUUGACAAAUGAAAUGGCGCAGAUGACCUUGUCGUUUACAACGGGUCCGAAUGAGAAUCUUGGAGAGUCAUUCGGAACAAUUGCAUUAAAUACAUUACGUGCAUCGUUCCGGUUGCCAUACAGGUUUUACAUAUCAUCAAACGAGUUAUUUAAUGUGACAGUUAAUAUACAAGAUGAAUACACAUACUUCGCGGAUGGAUCACCGUUAGUCAGCGAUGCAAAGGUAUCUUUGAGUAAUCCAAGGCGGGGCAUCUACAAAGUCCAGGUUACGUCCUAUGAAACAGGGUUUGCUAUAUUUCGAGAACUGUAUGAAGACCUUUACACUCUUAGAGUUGAAUCUGAUAAACAUACGACAUACAAUGAAAUAGUGCUGAUCAAUGAAGACACAACAGUAAUAAAUGUAUUUCUGCAGCGUGUGGCAGUGAAAUAUACAUGGACGGUAGAGCCGACGACAUUUGUUGACCAAUAUAUAGUCAGUCUGGAGUCAACUUUUGAAACUUAUGUACCAAUGCCCGUGGUAACAGUGGAACCAGCCAUUAUCGAUACAGUUCCCUUUGAAAUAGGGGAGAAAAGUGUCAUCAACUUUAAUGUCACGAACCAUGGCUUCAUCCGGGCUGAUAAUGUGCGAUUUGAAUUACCAACAAAUCAUCCUCUACUUCUGUUUCAAUCGAGUUUGGCGAGCAUAGGAGAUGUCGACGCAAAUACCAGUGUUAUUGUACCAGUAAAUAUUACUCUAAGGGAUCGUUCGAAACGCAGUGGAGGAUCUGUAUGCGGAUUUGUAGUACUGUAUGACUACGUAUGCGGUUCAACACGCACCAAGGGAGUCCAAAUAAGUUUGAAGAACAAUUAUCCCGGCCGACCCCCGACCCCUUGUGGGAAUGUCUGGGGAUUCCUUAUAGGUGGUGGUGGUAGUAGUGGUAGUGGUGGUGGUGGAGGAGUUAUAACGUACAACCCUGUUACCCCACUACCGUGUGAUUGUAUGAAGACGCUGGUCAAAAGCUGUUUGUUAGCAUUUAUACCGGGAGUUGGCUGUGCUUUAUCUGCAGAAGGAUAUUAUAACGCAGUUCUAUCCACUCUUAUCAAUAUAGCGAAAGGGUCGUCGCAAAAUAAAUCUUAA
Molecule: messenger RNA, 9381 nt
Organism: Mya arenaria
Lineage: Eukaryota; Metazoa; Mollusca; Bivalvia; Myida; Myidae
Exons: 29
Coding region: 31-9381 (3116 amino acids)
Biological process (GO): motor neuron axon guidance
Source: RefSeq, a predicted model, not a curated record